This is a messenger RNA of Trichomycterus rosablanca, 1878 nucleotides long. It is a transcript of the gene f11r.1, whose product is annotated as F11 receptor, tandem duplicate 1. The transcript has 10 exons. Gene Ontology annotation, biological process: regulation of membrane permeability; cell adhesion; intestinal absorption. The record is from RefSeq and is a predicted model, not a curated record. Lineage: Eukaryota; Metazoa; Chordata; Actinopteri; Siluriformes; Trichomycteridae. Bases 157 to 1041 code for a protein of 294 amino acids. Gene Ontology annotation, cellular component: bicellular tight junction.
AAGGGCGUCGACUUUCGACGGCUGCUGAAAGCGUUUCUCUCUCAGGACUACAAAAAGGACACAAACAACAAAUCAAACACACAAAAGUUCUCUUCAACCACCUUAACUAUCAUCUGGGUGUUUUAAAAGAACAGUGUUUAAAACGGAAUAACCGCCAUGUUCGUCGUGUUUGUGCUCCUCUGCCUGCAUGCAACAGGCCUGCAUGCCUUUACUGCCAGCUCUUCUACACCAACUGUGAUGGUCAAAGAGAACAAUGGAGCCGAUUUGAAAUGUGAAUACUCGGCUGACUUUGGGUCGGCUCCUCGAGUGGAAUGGAAAUUUAUGGGCCCAAAAGGAACUUCACAGUCUUUUAUCUAUUUUGAUGGGCAGAUCACCAAGCCGUUCCAAGGACGGAUGACUCAGUACCCUGGUGGCCUGAGAAUCGAAAAGGCAACCAGACAAGAUACUGGGGAUUAUUCCUGCGAAGUGUCUGGCAACUCGGGUUAUGCUGAAACAGUCAUUAAGCUAACUGUUCUUGUUCCUCCUUCAGUGCCUGUGAGCCGAAUCCCCAACUCGGUUACGACAGGCCGGAAUGCUUUAAUGACCUGCUUCGACAAGGAUGGUUCUCCUCCACCCACCUAUAAGUGGUACAAAAAUGGCACUCCCCUUCCUGAGGACCCCACAAAGUUCCCUGCAUUCAAGAACAUGACAUAUAAAAUGAACAUGCAGAACGGAAACCUGGAAUUUCCCAGUGUGACUAAGGCAGACGGUGGAAGUUAUUACUGUGAAGCCAGUAAUGGGCAGGGUGAUCCAAAACGUGGAGAAGCUGUAACGAUGGAUGUCCGUGAUCUGAACACUGGAGGCAUUGUGGCUGGAGUUAUCGUAGCCCUGCUGGCCAUUGCAUUGCUAUGCUUUGGCCUGUGGUAUGCCAAAAAGAAGGGAUAUUUGCCCAAAAUGUCUCAAAGCAAGCCGAAAACAACAGUGUACACCAAACCAGCAGGACAGGAUUAUGGGGAUGAGGAUGAUGGGGAGUUCAGACAGAAGCAGUCGUUUGUGGUGUAGCCCUGAUUUUGUACUGAUGCAGGUGAAGAGGGUCUUGUACAGUGUAAUGUCUGUUAGCUCUGGGAUGAUAAUUGUGUGUGUGUGCGUGCGUGUGUGUUGUUGUUGUUUUUUUUACCACUACUGGCCAUUCUAUCACCACUGAUCGUUUGUACUGACCCGUGUAGCAGUAUGUUUUGUAGAAUCAGCAGUUGCUCAUUAUGAAAAGGCAUCAUGGAUUGCUGAUGAUCAUAUCAUAUUUCCUAAUGAACAAGUAUAAAUCUUUUUAUUUAAUAUGGAAAAACAGGUACUGGAAUGACUGGACCUGCUUCAGUGGAUAUUUUCUGCUGAAUUAUACAAAAUCUAAACGUUUGGCCUUCUACAGAAAUACUUGUAUUCACUGGUUAUUCAAAUGUGUGAGUUUUAUUCAAAUGAGUUGUAUUUCCUUUUGAUUUUUACUUAACUAGUAUAUUUAUUAAGAAAAUGGGAAAAAAACUUACAGAAGGUACUCAAUAGCUUUAUCCUAUUUAAGUGAAGGAACGUCCUCUACUGUUUACGUAAUUAAAGAUUUUGGAUUUAAGUUUAACUUUGUUUUAGUUUAAAAGCUGUAAAUAUGUGCUUUGCCAUUUUUAAGUCAUUACCAUCUGUGCUCUUAAGCUAUUUAAUCAUGCUUGUGCUGUAAGUGACAGGACUGGUUGUAAUACAACAUUCUAUAUAAACCUGACUUUCUAAAGUCACUGUGAAAACUAAAAUAUAAACUAGUCUGAAUCUGAUUUACAGUAACACAUCUUGUAAUAAUGAAUUGUCUUGUUUGAUAUGAUAUGCUCAUGAUUUUUUUUUUAAUAAAUGCACAUUAAUGUU